ACCAACAACAACAAAAAAAAAAACAGAGCAGAAGGAAGCAGAGCAAAAAGAAACUGAGAGCCGAGGAAAGGGGGGGAGAAAGAAGGACAGAAAAGCGAAGAUCGUGACCUCCCCCACCAAGUGAACCUUGCACAUAUGUUGUGUAAAGUGUGUGCAAAGCAGAGCCCUGCUGCGCGGUGCGCGCGCGUUCCGCGGCCGGUGCCUGUGGCGGGCGGCGCGGCGUUCGGCGGAGCGAAGCGGCUAAUUGCGGAGCCCCGGCCUUCAUUUACAUAUGCAGCCUGAGCCGGCUGGAGCCGCGCCAAUCCGCGCUCGCCCCCAGCACCAUUAAGCGCCAUGCAUUAUUCACAAUCAUAAUUACCGAGCCCCAUGCGCGCUCCGCGCAGCCGCCCCAGCCCGCCGCGCACACCCCGCCGCUCCGCGCACACCCCGCCCGGCUAAUCCCCACUCGCUCCCCCACUCACUCCCAGUUUGGUUGGCUGGUUAACGUUGCUUUUUUUUGUUUGUUUGUUUGAUUUUUUUUUUUCCCCUUUCCCCCCCCCCUUUCUUUUUUUUUUUUUUUUUUUUUUGGUUGCUCGCAUUUUCUGCUGUUGUUUGCUUGGUUUGUUUUGCAACUCGACUUUUAUUUGCGAACAGUUAUUUCCAGCCCCCCACCCCGCUUCCCUCGUUCCCAAUUCCUCCCCCCCUCCACCACCAACCCCCCUUUCCACCUCCACGUCGCUGAUGCCUCUGCAAAAAGCAGAGUCAAGACGGCUCAGUUAGCAGCAUGUCUCGUCGAAAGCAAGCGAAACCCCAGCAUCUCAAAUCGGACGAAGAGCUGCAAGCGGAGGUAGUUUCUGAGCACGCAGUUCCAGGAGAAGGAGCAGAUGAUGGUGACAGCGGGAACGAGAGCAGGAGCGGAAGCGAGGAAACCAACGUUUGCGAGAAGUGCUGUGCUGAGUUCUUCAAGUGGACAGACUUCCUGGAGCACAAGAAGAGCUGCACUAAAAACCCCCUGGUGCUGAUCGUGAAUGAAGAUGAAGCAGCUCCACCUCCCGCCGAGGAGUUCCCCGAGCCCUCGCCCGCUAGCUCUCCCAGUGACCAGGCAGAGAGUGAAGCUGCUGAAGAAGGCGUCCAGGCGGAAAACAAUGAUAGCUCUGAGAUAAAAACCACAGAAAAGGAGGAAGAGCCGAUGGAGGUAGAAACUUCUGCGGAGAAAAGUUUCCAGAAUCAAGGCACCUCAAACACAGCUACUCCUCUACCUCAGAUCCCUGAACCAUCUUCCAUGACAAGCUAUAACAUGCCAAACACCAAUGUCACGCUAGAGACUCUGCUGAGCACGAAAGUGGCGGUCGCGCAGUUCUCGCAGAGCGCACGGGCCACCGCUUCUACCGGCGUCAGCAGCGGGGUGACGGCCGUGGCCAUCCCCAUGAUCCUGGAGCAGCUCAUGGCCCUGCAGCAGCAGCAGAUUCACCAGCUCCAGCUCAUCGAGCAGAUCCGCAGUCAAGUGGCGAUGAUGAACCGCCAGCCGCUACGGCCGUCCCUCAACCCGGUGGUGGCCGCCCAGGGUGGUCCCGGACAGGCGUCCAACCAGCUGCAGGGCUUUGCCACCAGCGCUGCCGUCCAGCUCACCGCGGUCAUCCCUCCCGCCAUCGUGGGCCAGGCCGCCAGCGGCCAGCCCGCCGCCUUCGACGGCUCUCAGCACAUCUCGAGACCGACAUCUGGAGCAAGUACGCCCAAUAUAGCCAGCAGUGGCUCUUCGGCCCCACCUGAGCCAAGCGUACCUUCCUCCUCGAACGCAAUUACAUCCAUAACGCCCGUUUCCGUGUCAAACGCGCCCCACAGCGCUUCGCAGCCCCAGAACGCUUCGACUCCACCUUCGAUAGGACAUGGAAGCCUCACCUCAGUGUCCAGCCUGCCAAACCCACUUCUACCUCAGACUUCAUCAAAUAGUGUGAUCUUCCCCAAUCCGCUGGUUAGCAUCGCUGCAACGGCUAAUGCGCUGGAUCCUCUGUCCGCCCUUAUGAAGCACCGCAAGGGAAAGCCACCAAACGUGUCAGUGUUUGAACCCAAGUCAAGCUCUGAGGAUCCCUUUUUUAAACAUAAAUGCCGGUUUUGUGCCAAGGUCUUUGGAAGUGACAGCGCUUUACAAAUUCACCUCCGCUCGCAUACAGGCGAAAGACCUUUCAAAUGUAACAUAUGUGGAAACCGCUUCUCCACAAAGGGCAACCUGAAAGUUCAUUUUCAGAGGCAUAAAGAGAAAUACCCUCAUAUCCAGAUGAACCCUUAUCCUGUUCCAGAAUACCUCGAUAAUGUGCCCACCUGCUCUGGAAUCCCGUAUGGGAUGUCGCUGCCCCCCGAAAAGCCGGUCACAACGUGGUUAGACAGCAAGCCUGUUUUACCGACCGUCCCGACUUCCAUCGGGCUCCAGCUGCCCCCCACUAUACCUGGUGUGAACAGUUACGGAGAUUCUCCAAGCAUCACUCCUAUGAGCAGGUCACCCCAGAGGCCUUCUCCCGCCUCCAGCGAAUGCACUUCUCUAUCCCCGAGCCUCAACACUUCUGAGUCGGGCGUUCCAGCGUCUGCCGAAUCCCCGCAGCCCGUUCAGAGUGGCUCAUCUCUGACCAAGGCCGAACCUGUCACUCUGCCUCCCACGAGCACGCGGCUCGGGGACCUCUCUGCAGGUGGGCAAGUUUCCACAGCUUCCACGUCUUCAAUUCCUGCUGCUGUUACGGACAGCUGCGUUGCGACGAGCCUCCCAAACCCUGUGCUUCCAGCUGUGUCUGACCAGUUCAAGGCAAAGUUUCCAUUUGGUGGUCUGCUAGACUCUAUGCAAACGUCAGAAACCUCAAAACUGCAACAGCUGGUGGAGAACAUUGAUAAGAAGAUGACAGAUCCGAAUCAAUGCGUCAUUUGUCACCGUGUGCUCAGUUGUCAGAGCGCUCUCAAGAUGCAUUACAGAACGCAUACAGGAGAAAGACCAUUUAAAUGCAAAAUUUGUGGACGUGCCUUUACUACGAAAGGCAAUCUAAAAACACAUUUUGGAGUUCAUCGAGCGAAGCCACCACUUCGGGUACAGCACUCGUGUCCCAUUUGUCAGAAGAAGUUUACAAACGCGGUUGUUCUUCAGCAGCACAUUCGUAUGCACAUGGGUGGGCAAAUUCCGAACACGCCGCUACCGGAGGGCUUCCAGGACGCCAUGGACUCGGAGCUCGCCUACGACGAGAAGAACGUUGACACGCUGAGCAACUUCGAUGAUGACAUUGAUGAAAAUUCAAUGGAAGAGGACCCCGAGCUUAAGGACACGGCAAGUGACUCAUCCAAACCCCUUAUCUCUUACUCCGGGUCGUGUCCUUCUUCGCCACCUUCUGUGAUCUCCAGUAUUGCUGCUUUGGAGAAUCAAAUGAAAAUGAUUGACUCUGUCAUGAACUGUCAGCAGCUGACCACUUUAAAAUCCAUAGAAAAUGGAUCAGGGGAGAGUGACCAUUUGAGCAAUGACUCCUCCUCAGCCGUUGGUGAUCUUGAAAGCCAGAGCGCAGGCAGCCCUGCAAUGUCAGAGUCUUCUUCCUCCAUGCAAGCUUUGUCUCCUGUAAAUAGCAAUAGUGAAAGUUUCAGAUCAAAGUCCCCAGGUCUCAGUAACCAGGAAGAGCCACAAGAAAUACAAUUAAAGACAGAAAAACCAGACAGUCCGCCACCCGCAACUGAAAAUGGAGGCGCAUUAGAUCUGACAUCCACCAACCCAGGAAGACCGGUCAUCAAAGAGGAGGCUCCUUUUAGCCUGCUGUUCCUGAACAGAGAACGUGGUCCCAGCCAAAGUACUCCUAGCCUGGUCACCAGUACAGCACCUACCAUGAUCAAAAUGGAAGUGAAUGGUCACAGCAAGCCGAUCUCUUUGGGUGAGGUUCCCUCGCUUCCAGCUGGAAUCCAGGUUCCUGCUGCACCAGAGACAGUGAUGAGUCCAGGGAUCACCCCUAUGCUGGCACCCCCCCCUCGCCGGACUCCCAAGCAGCACAACUGUCAGUCGUGUGGGAAGACCUUCUCCUCAGCAAGUGCACUGCAGAUACACGAGCGCACCCAUACCGGUGAAAAACCGUUUGGUUGCACAAUCUGUGGUAGAGCUUUUACCACAAAGGGGAAUCUCAAGGUUCACAUGGGGACGCACAUGUGGAAUAACGCCCCUGCGCGCCGCGGCCGCCGCCUCUCCGUGGAAAAUCCCAUGGCUCUGCUCGGUGGUGACGCGCUCAAGUUCUCCGAGAUGUUCCAGAAGGAUUUGGCAGCUCGGGCCAUGAACGUUGACCCCAAUUUUUGGAACCAAUACGCUGCAGCUAUCACUAACGGACUUGCGAUGAAGAACAAUGAGAUUUCUGUCAUACAGAACGGAGGCAUUCCCCAGCUCCCAGUAAGUCUAGGCGGAGGCGCCAUCCCGCCUCUCAGUAACCUUACCGGUGGCAUGGACAAAGCUCGCACGGGCAGCAGCCCUCCCAUUGUCAGUCUGGACAAAGCAAGUUCUGAGACGGGAGCCAGUCGUCCAUUCACCAGGUUUAUUGAGGAUAAUAAAGAGAUUGGCAUAAAUUAAAAGCGUUCGCUCCAAAUAACUCUUGGACCGCUACUCGACACACCACUUGUCCCGUUCCGUGUACAGCUUCUGAAGCUAAGCAUUAGUUUCCUGAACUAAAUGCAUAGGUUCCCUUUAAAGUCUUACCCCAUAGCAGAAAUACAUAACUUUGUGGCUGCUGAAAAGUUGUCUUGCAAGAUCUGCAUGGUACUUCUUUCGACAGUGAGUUUGACUGUUACUGAGAACUUUGAAACCUUUUAAUUUAACAGAAAGCAAACAAACAAACAAAUCAUGGGAUAACUUUAUUAGAAACAGAAAGAGGCUAGUCUACGUCCACUUUGCUUCUUACAAAACUUACUAUCACCUGAGAAAGGGGGGCUUCAUUACGGCAUUCUGUCACACUUAUUUGCUGGUUUUGUUCAAAUUAGUUAGCAACUUGGACUAUGUUUUUAGGAGUCUUAAUCUUAAAUAAGUGAUUUAGUACCCCAAUGCUGUGUAUUAUUACAGUAUCCUUGUCUGUAGUAUUUAUAAUGUUAAGAUUAUGCGGGUAACAGACAAUAUACUAGCCCCAAACUUAAAUGAAGCUUUUGUACUGCAAAAUACAUCUGGCUGUGUGAUUUUUCUUUUUUUUUUUUUUCUUCUUUUCUUUUUUUUUUUUUUUUAAGCGAGUUUUGUUUUACUAUAAAUAAGUGGUUUAUUUCAAUGCAGGCAAAAUUGUGAAGUUUUAUUGGGAAAGAUAGCAUGCUUUUCAUGUGCAAGUACCUGUCAGUAACAAACCUUUUUUUUAUUUAAAUAUUUGUAGCUGCUAUGUGGACAGUUGUUCUAUUAAAUGAAAAAAAAAAAAAUGUAGUGUGGAUUUUAGCUCAAUGAUUGGAAAACAAGUUACAGACAAACCUUAGCACCAUAAAUUAUUCACAACAUUAUAAACAGUUGUGAAUAAAUAUUCCAUGUUAUCAAAGCUGUACAAUAAAAAGGUAAUGUUUGUAUAAUGUGGUUGCAAACUCUUAAUUUAUACUAUUGCACUUUUAGUAUUUUGUAUUAGGGAGGUUUGUCUAUAAUUUGAAACUGAACAAAGAUGUAAACUAUUUUAUAAAUAGUACUUUGACUUAAGGAAUAAGGAGGAGAACCCUGUUGCAGUGUCUUGUUUUGUUUUCAGGUCAAACAAUGAGAGAUCUCUAUUAACUAAGCAGAAAAGCCGCAGAGAACUGUCAGAUCCUUAGGAAAUAUGGGGCCUGCCAUUUCUUGAAUGGAAAUGAUUCAUUUAACUUUUCUACAAAGCCCACUUAAAAGCGUGACCACCCCCAACAGAAUUCUGAUACAUUUAUCUUAGGAGUGUGAUAUUAAUACAAGUCUAGGAUAGAGGAAGGAGAGCAUCGUGGAGGUUUAAUUUUACUGUAAUCUGUUCUGUCUUUCAUACAUACCCACGAGAAAGAUGUUGGCUGCCUAAAAAUGUGGGGACAAACCAGUAACUCUCGGGCAGUGUGAGCAGUAGUAACAUACAACUAUUCUGUAUUUAUUUCCAACUCGUGCUGAUUGUCUUCUCAGAUUGCUCCAAAGCACAAUGUACUCAGAUUAAUCGGAUAUAAUUUUGUGUUGAUUGCAUUGUUUAAAUUACACCGAAGUAAAUAAAGGGAAUGGUUCCACUCGUAAGCUAGGCUGGGGAUGCUGAGGAGACUGGGGCUUAAUCAAAACUUGAACAGUAAACGUUUUGUGUACUACCUCAUUUUUGUGCAUUACAAGCAUGGUGGAGCUGACACUAUGAACUUCCGUCCAGCAGAAUUGCUCGAGGGACAUUAUGGGUAGCUGGGUAACAGCGCAAGGAGUUUUAUGCCCCUGAAGAACGAAUCAGACAGUGAGGUCUUCUCAGUUGAGACUGAAAAAUAGGACAAUCUUUCUUCCACAACAAAAACCAUUACUGUAAGAGGAUGGACUAUUUCAGCCAUCAUGUAAUGGAGUGAAAAGAGGUGCAAAGACUUAUUAACUGUUUGUUUCUAUUGGAAAUAAACAAUGAACUCUACAGCUCCAUUUUCUACAGUGAUGAGAUAGAGAUAUAUAGAAAUAUAUAUCUCUCUAUAUAAGCAAAAUUAUAUAUCUGUAACACCUCUACAAUAUAACAUCUUUUUUGCCACAGUGUGUGGGUGGUUAGGGGUGUUUCCAAGCAUUGAAAAAAAAAAAAAAAAAAGAAAACUGAGGUGGCUUAAUGUUGCUGUAUUUCAGCAAUUGAAUGUUUUUAUUUAUCUGUGUCAUUUUUGGUGUGACUUUUUUUUUUUUGUUAGUAUUGGGUACCAUGUAGUGUUAUCUCUAUUCCCUAAAGGAUGUGUAUAACUUAAAAAAAAAAAAAAAAGAAAGAAAAAAAAAAGAGAAGAAAAAAAUGAAAAAGGUAAAAAAGAAAAAAGAUGUAAAGUGUUGUAAAUAAGAUGGUUGAUGAUGGUACAGUAAGACUGACCCCAUUUUGUAUUCAGGGUUAGGUCAUUCCUCUCUGCAUGGUGAAGAGAGACAUUAUUUUUAUACUGCGAUACCAUGUAGGGCUAGGAGCCUCCCUGAACCAGCUGGGAAUUGUUACCUAGAUCCAAUAUUUUUUAUUAUUAAAUCUUGUUGGCUUGACACAUCUACUGAUUGAAAUGGAUGUCUUAGUCUAGGUUACUAUUUUUGUCAUAUGGAAUUGAAUAAAAUGCAGGAUGUAAUAUUAUUUCUGAAUUGCGUUCCUUGAUUAUUCUAAUAACAGAGCAAGAUAUGAGACUAAGGUCACUUGUGGUAGAUUGGUGUCAAUGACUUCUAAUCGUCGCAUCUGAAAAUCGGAAUAAGGUCGACACCUUGUAUUCAAAUGCUAUUCUAAUAUAUAUUAACAGUGCAAAGGGGUAGAAUUAUUAAAAUCUCUUUUCCAGUAAAAAUAAAUCAUAAGAGCAUUUCUUGCAAGACAGUAGGACAACAACAACAAAAAAAAAAAAUGCAAACCAAACAACCAAACCAACAUUUUGGGGGGGGGGGGGAAACAGCCUUUGGAAGGGCUACUGUUUCAAAUUGACUGCUUUCUGAACACUUAUAAUGUACUAUUUACCAAAAAAGCCUCCUUUUCAUGUUGUUUAAACAUCUGCCUAAUAUUCACAAUACACUGCAUGAUAAAAUUUGGGAACAAAUUUAUCAGGAGCAGUUAAAAUUCUAAAUUACAAAAAAAAAAAAAAAAAAGAAAAAAUUGACAACUCGCAUCCAUUCAUUCCAAAUGACAUAACCUGUACAUUUAAACCCAUGGCUUUGUUUCUUCUUUUUUUUUCAAGACCCUAAUUUAUUAAAGCAUGUCUAACUUGAACCAAAUUAUUUUUUCACGUUGAUUUAAAUGAAAGUAUUUACAUUCUUAAGGUUAGGCAUGUGAUUAAGUAUCUCUUGCAAAAAAGCUGUAUGUUUGAGUAACCUUCAAGCUGUUAUAAUCCGGUGAUGAAUGCCUGCUGCAUUUAAAACGGACAAAAGAUAAAUAAAAGAGAAAAAAUCUGUAUUAAUCAUCUUUCAGUGGCCUUGUUAUGAAGACACUCUGUUUUAUAAGACCUACACAAAGAAGGAAUGAGUUUCCUCUGGUGACUCAACAACCACAAUAGGUUUGUGCUUGUGUUCCUGCGCACACAUCCCUGAGCCUUGCUGAGAGAAAACAUGAUACGCAAAAGAGAAGGAAAGCAAGGGACGCUGAUAGUUACGGGUCUGUUCAAAACACAAGAGGAAAAUUACCUGCCUUCCUCUCCUCUCCCCCAAAAAAGGGUGAAAGUGGAACGGUAUCUAUUUUUAAAUACGUAUGGGUUAUUUUUUUUUAUUGCAGGACGACAUUAAAUAAUAAAAUGUGCUACACAGAUAGAAAUGGUCAAAGUCUGCUGAAUUACAGAUGUUUAAGAACAGAGCCAUGUAGGAACUCUAUACAAUCAGAAAAAUUGCCAGUUACAAUUUUUUGAGCAGAGGGUUAUUUUACAACAUCAAAAUUCCAGCAAGGCUUUCAAACUCUUCACUUACAUUUUUUCCAUGAAUCAUUAGAAAGAGAGCAUUUAUGACAAAUGAUUGACAUUACUAGGCUUUUGCCCUUUUUUUUUUUUUUUUAUUUCUGCUUGUAUAUAUUAGCCCUCGAUACACUAUCUGCUCCUUCACCUAUUUUGUCCUUUCUAUCUUGGCAAAUACUUUGUUUUUCUAAGGCUGCAUUUGUGCUGUAUUUGUGUUGCCUUUCAUUUACUUCUCUGCACGUACUCCGUCAUUUGGAAGAUCCUGUGGUUUAUUUUCUUCCUUUUUUCUCUAAUUCUGCAGAAGUCAAAAGAGCUGCCUGUUUUUUACAUCUAUGUGUAAUAGUAGCGUAAUGAAUGAUGAGCUCAUCAGUGACGUGAUCAGGUACGUGCGUAGCUCACAGGAUUUGCUAACGAACAUGCCGUUGGCGCUCUUCCCUCCCGCUGAAGGCGUGAAGUUUGUUAGCGUCGCUGGUCUAGGGCAGCCACCGAUGGUCGGGGGGCUGGAGGUCCUGCCCCUAACUUCGCUGCGCCUGCUUUUACACCAUUGAAACUCUGUGGCUUUGGUGGAAACACUGCAGGUUUACACUGGUGCCAGAGGGAAUGCUUCCAGAUUCAGACGUCUUGCUUUGCUUUGUGUGUCAUCAAAACAAUGGCUAGCUAUAUAGGAUAUUAAAAGUAUGUCUAGGCAAAAGUAUUCUGGACUUUUAUUUUUGAAAAGAGGGAAAGGAGAAUACAUAUAUUUUAGUACGUACCACAGGAUUAUCCCAGUUUUAAAGGAGGUCCUAAAAGCUGAAUCUGAAAAAAAGAUGACUGUGCCCCUUAAUAUAGAAUUUGAUGUCAUCAUAUGAAUAAUCAGUCCUUUUUCACAUUAGAGAGUAAAAGAACCUGCAACUUUUAUGCAUAAAAGUAGAAUGUGAGAAUGUUGCUAUGGCUCUGCUACACAAGGUAGGCACUCACAGCCUUCCCUGUGCAGAUAUUAAAGGUAUCAGCAGAUAUAUGAAAAGAAAAA
Tyto alba (common barn owl) is the source of this 9517-nucleotide messenger RNA. RefSeq names its product spalt like transcription factor 3 (gene SALL3). The record is from RefSeq and is a predicted model, not a curated record. Gene Ontology annotation, biological process: regulation of transcription by RNA polymerase II. Lineage: Eukaryota; Metazoa; Chordata; Aves; Strigiformes; Tytonidae. Gene Ontology annotation, cellular component: nucleus. The coding region runs from base 764 to 4552 and encodes 1262 amino acids. The transcript has 4 exons. Gene Ontology annotation, molecular function: RNA polymerase II cis-regulatory region sequence-specific DNA binding; DNA-binding transcription factor activity, RNA polymerase II-specific.